Molecule: messenger RNA, 1075 nt
Organism: Aplysia californica (California sea hare)
Lineage: Eukaryota; Metazoa; Mollusca; Gastropoda; Aplysiida; Aplysiidae
Product: putative zinc metalloprotease aq_1964
Exons: 2
Coding region: 488-1075 (195 amino acids)
Biological process (GO): protein localization to plasma membrane
Cellular component (GO): apical plasma membrane
Molecular function (GO): protein binding; protein-membrane adaptor activity
Source: RefSeq, a predicted model, not a curated record
AUUCUUAUUAGGAAGCAAACAUUGUAUUGACUGGCAACGUGGACAUUUUCGGAGAUUCAUUUUUUAUUCAAAGACUAUUGAUUCUCUGUCCUACACUGCAUGCUGUUGUCUCGCAGGCUGAGGCUGGGGGCUGGGGCCGCCUUGUGGGUGAUUGGCCUCGCCAAUGAUUAAUUUAGAUGAGCACCGACUUCAUUUGAAGCUAGGAGUACGGCUUUUCCAAUCCACGCCGCCACAAAAAAACAAAAACAGAUGGAGUCUUGAAUCUACAACUUUAACGAAGCUAUUUUUGUUGACUAGUUAAUCCUUUCCAGUAUUUGUGAAUCUUUCCUGAAUCGGAGAAAACAGUGAACCAAUCCUCGAGUCUCAUUGUCUCUCUCUUUGUGUUGGAUAUAUCCGCUCUUCGACUUACGACACCGUUCGACAGGCUGACUUAGAGUUGUGCGAUAUUUCAGAACCAAAAAACUGGCAGUUGGAGGAUAUCAACAUAAUGCCUCUUCGGUUUUUACAAAAAUGGCCCCAGACUUUGGGAUUCGAUAUUUUUGGCAGAGGACCCAGCUAUGUUGUUUCUGUGGAGAAGGGAACCCCGGCCUAUAAGGCUGGGCUCAUGCCGGGGGACCAGAUCCUAGAACUGAACGGGCGAGAUGUCACAGACAUGUCAGCAGAUCAGAUCAAAGUUCUGGCAAAAUCCUCACACACUAAAUCCCCCGAGUUGGAGGUUGUUUCUUGUCUCCAGACUAUCAUCAUGGAGCCUGACGUACCCAUAGGAUAUGGGUUCAACGUCCUCAAUGAGAAACCAUUGAGAGUAGGAGCUGUGAGCUAUGAGGGGCCGGCCUAUGGAGUGGGUCUAAGAGCUGGUGACGUCAUAUUAGAAGUAAACAGUCGAUCUUCAGUCAGCGCCGAGGCGAUUGGAGCGAUCCUUUCGAAAUGCCACGGAAAGCUCACUCUGUUAAUUAUACCAAUGGGAAGAGCAAGUAAUUUGAUACAGGUGGAUAAAACAUUGUCAAAGAUUCCGUCCCCUGACCCCAGACUGCACAAGGCUCGUGCUUUGCACACCAGGGUAGGUUACUUGGAAUGA